AUGGCGCCGCCUCCCCGCAAACGCUCAAAGACGACCGAGCGACCCGAAGAGAUCACCUUUGACAACUCGGCGCGCGCCGAGUACCUGACGGGCUUCCACAAGCGCAAGCAGGCCCGCAUCAAGCACGCGCAGGAGCAGGCCGUCAAGCGCGAGAAGGAGGAACGCGUCGCGCAGAGAAAAGAGCUGCGACAACAACGCAAGGAGGACCUCGAACGCCAUGUCGCCGAAGUCAAUCGCAUGCUCAAGGAGGCGAAUCCCGAUCUUCAAUCUUCUUCGGACGACGAAGGUGACGAGGGAGGGGAAUGGAACGGUAUCGAGGAGGGUGGUGAGGAGCAGAAGCAUGAGGAUGUCGUGGACCGCGAGGAGGAAUACGUUGACGAGGACAAGUACACUACGGUGACGGUCGAGACGGUGGACAUCGACCGGGACGGCUUCAAGAAAAGGCCGGCCGGCGAUGAGGAUGACGAAGAGGAUGGAGAGGACGAGGAUGUGGAAGGUCGGGAUGCAACAAACGAGGCGGGAGGGGAGGCGGACGCAAAGAAGGCGAACGGGAAGCGGGUGUGGACCAAGGAGAGACCGAAGACCGACAAGCCGAAGAAGAAGAAAUUCCGGUAUGAGAGCAAGGCGGAGAGAAAGGUAACGCGAGACAAGCAGAAGGCGAAAAGCAGGACGCAGGCCCAGGCACGGAAGGCGAAAGGGAAAUAG
Messenger RNA from Diplodia corticola, 705 nucleotides. RefSeq names its product protein required for cell viability rrp17. Lineage: Eukaryota; Fungi; Ascomycota; Dothideomycetes; Botryosphaeriales; Botryosphaeriaceae. The record is from RefSeq and is a predicted model, not a curated record. The transcript is spliced from 2 exons. Gene Ontology annotation, cellular component: nucleolus. The coding region runs from base 1 to 705 and encodes 234 amino acids. Gene Ontology annotation, molecular function: RNA binding.